AUUUAGAAAUAAUCCAUCCCAGGGCUUGACAUUGAAGGAGCAGGACUAGGUAGGGAGAGGCUCCUGAAACCAUGAAGGAGCUGAAGGGGCCAGCGCCAGCCAGGCAGGACCUUCUGAUGGACUAUCUCGCAUACUAUGGCACCAAGAGGCUGGAAGGAAAACUUGUGGCUUGCAAUGAGACAACGAUCAAAACAAAAGCCAGACACUUCCUAGAGGGUGGCGAGUCUUUUAGCAGGUUUAACUUCUACGGCAUCACAGAGAAUUGCUUCAAGAUGAAAAAGGAGCAGGGAGGCAACACUCUCAGAGGCCUGAUCAAAGCUUUCGAGUUCCUGGAGCUGCUCUGCGUCAACCUGUUUCUCUUCCCUUGGAGAAAAGAAAUCAAGUCGCUGAAGACAUUCACAGGUAAUUUUGUCUACUGCAUUCAAUCCGCGCUCCCAGAGGAUGUUGUGAAAACGAUGCUGGAGAAAAUUGGCUACAUUGCAACAACAGCAACAGAGUUUUCGCUUGCGGGAAAGAUAAAUGAGGAAGAGACAAAGCAGACUGCAUUUGAAAUAUUCCUCGCAAGACUUGAGUGCGAAAUGAUCCUCGAAAUGACAAACGAAGAAAAACACAGUGAUCUUGGGGACAUCUUACAGAAGAGGGCACAGAUGCAUUGGUGUCAGGAAGAUAAUGAGGACAGAGCGAGUCAAUCCCCGGAGAGCGAGAACUCUGAAAACCAAAGAAAAGAAGAAAAUAGCAAGACACCGUCAUGCCUUGCCACUCAGGAGAAGUCUUCAACAAACAAGGAGCUAUCCUUUGAAACUGCUGGAAAUAGUAAGAACAAAGAGGAACUCAAUUGGUUAGCAUCCACUCCAUCCACUUGCACGCUUCAGGGAUGCCAAAGGCAAGGCAAGGGCUCCAUGCGCUCUCAUCGAGAGCAUUCAGACAGCGAGGACUUCUUGAAGAAAUACAGUGACAUUGCCAUAAGACACAAGCCUAUUUUCAAUGAGAAUCUUCCUCUGGCAGCUUUUGAAAAGCCACGAGACAGUCAGAGCGAAGAACACAUUUUGGGGAUCACAGCACAGUCGACAACAGGCAAAGCCAGUCCCACUCCUCUCUCACCAGGAGCAAGCGGACCACAAGCCUUUGCAAUAUUUCCUGACACUGAUAUUUAUAAGGUCCAAGAGAUGCCAGAAGAAGCAAAUGAAGCAGAAAUUAAGGAUGCCAUGGGCUGCAUGCACCCGGAUCCUGCAGAUCAACCCAAGGAGCUCAAGUCCCUGGUAUAUAGCAAUUCUCUUGGUGCAGAACACAGUUUAUCCAGGGAAGAGAUAGCUGUCUGCGAAGUGCCUUCAUCCUUUAGCAAACAAAAGAUCAAGGAAGCCAGAGAGGAAGGAUUGAUGUAUCCCAUGGAGGAAACGGCACAACCAGAGUCUAUAACAUACACAAGUAAAAAUGAUAAGGACAUAAGAGAAUGCAGUAGUACCAAAAUGAAAUGCACAUAUGCAGCAAAUGCCCAGACCGCCCCGGGUGGCCAGUCCUCAUCAAAACAACUUUGUCAUACACCUGCGGCCACUGAGUAUCCCAUCAUUUGCUCUGAGAACAAGAGACUCUUAAUGGAUGCACCCGGUACACAUUCAGCUCCAGAGGGCGUCAGACACAUCAGAGAACCGCCACACCUCACUUACAUCCCGCCUCAAAGUAUCGAUGCUCAACUUCCAGGAGGUAGCAACCCCACUGCGCAUGGCCGAAGGAACCUCUUAGCACCUGAAGGAGGCGCUCUUGAAUCCUUUUCAUGCGACACUGUAGUGAACUGUGAGAAUUGCACUGCAAAAAUGAAUGAAGCCAGCCCUGAGGACUAUGUGAUUAUCAGCAGUGAUGACCAAUAAGGCAUACGAUGCACACAAGUCUACCAGUGCUCUUCUCUCUUGCUCUACAACAUACCUGUCUUUCCUGUUCCCGUCUUGCUUCUCUUUGAGCAAAUACAGUUAAGCCUGUUAUAUCAACAGUGUGUGCCCUAUAGUAGCGAAGAAAGGACCAUUAAGCAUUGGCUUUCACACCCCCCGCCGUGGCAACACGAACUUAGGGGCCAAGUCCUAAACCAUCUUUAAAUUCUGUGGAUAUAAAGCAUGCCUAUAUUCACAAAUGUAUUUGAUGUAAGGUCAGAAGUUAAGCAUCCUCUGGAGAUGCUGCACCUGGCUUACGACAGUAUUUUUUUUAAAUGCGCGCACUGCCACUUUGUAGCUCUUUGAAACAAAAAAAGUGUCCUGGCAGCAAUGCAGUAGAUUUACAUCAGCAAAUAAAACAGGGUCCAAAAGAGGUAUGGAACGAGAGAAGCAAAGCUCUGACGAGGAAGUUUCCUGUUUAUAGCUUCCGCUGUGUCCUGGCAGAGUCAUGACUGAAGUUUUUUCAGUUGUUCAUUACAUUCCUGAGAUGUUUUCCUUUCAGCUAAUAUUUCUCCUGCCUAGCCUCACCUGAAAGACUAAUUUUAGGAAGUUUGCAUAGAUUAAAACUCAAAAACAAAAACCCCAGAAAAACAAAACCUGGAAACCACUACUGGUAGAACAAAAACUCCUAAGACUUUUUCAGAUGUAUUUUUCCAUUAGGAGAAUCUUUGUGGUCUUCUCUGUAUACUUGCUGUUGUAGAAUUACAAUAUUUGCCUUUGGUAGCACCUUCAAAAAAUAAAACAAUCAAAAACA
This is a messenger RNA of Gavialis gangeticus (Gharial), 2676 nucleotides long. RefSeq lists its product as uncharacterized. NCBI's taxonomy places the organism in Eukaryota, Metazoa, Chordata, Crocodylia, Gavialidae. Bases 72 to 1865 code for a protein of 597 amino acids. The transcript is spliced from 2 exons. The record is from RefSeq and is a predicted model, not a curated record. Gene Ontology annotation, cellular component: cytoplasm.